Molecule: messenger RNA, 1539 nt
Organism: Penicillium canescens
Lineage: Eukaryota; Fungi; Ascomycota; Eurotiomycetes; Eurotiales; Aspergillaceae
Exons: 5
Coding region: 1-1539 (512 amino acids)
Source: RefSeq, a predicted model, not a curated record
AUGGAGUCAGUUUACGACUACUCUCACCCUCACCUGGGGAAUUUUCGUGGUCUUACCUCCGAGUCCACGCAACGUUUUCUAGGUGUCCGAUACGCCAACCUAUCGGACAAAUUCUCGCCUGCCAAGGUGAAUGAAGAGGCAGGUCAUUUAACCGAUGCAACAGCUUUCGGACCAGCCGCUCCAUCGCCACCCAAUGGUGUAGAGCACGAAUUCCAGUUGAUUCAAAAGGCUCUACCGUAUUCGCCAGUAACACAGUCUGACACUGAGUGCCUUAAUCUUAAUAUCACUGCGCCUAAGGGUACCUCACCAACCUCAAAUCUACCUGUAAUUGCUUAUCUUCAUGGUGGAGGAUUUGUCAUUGGAGCGAACUUCUGGCCUCAUUACCGACUUGGAGCGCCAGGCUUCCUAACUUCGUGCGAACUGGUUUCCCACGGGUACAAGCCUAACAAUGGCCUUCAUGACCAACGAGUCGCACUGCUAUGGAUCCAAAAGUUUAUUUCUGGGUUUGGGGGUGAUCCCAGCAAUAUUACACUGGCUGGCGAGAGCGCCGGAGGAGUCUCUGCAACAACGCAACUACAAUCAGAAAUCCCCCUAUUUCGUCGAAUGGUUUGUCUCGGAGGAACAAAUCUGCUCAUGCAACCUUUGCCUGAUGUAGUUUCCGAAAAAACAUAUCAAGAGGUUAUCGGUCGGCUCGGCCUUACGCAGCUUGAGCCAUCUGCCAGAGUAAAGGCUCUUGUACAGACCCCAACAAAGGAUUUGCUAUCAGAGAUUAGUCCCAAAGACCCUCUUCAGCCAACACUGGGGGGGGAUCUCGGGAUUAAGUCUCGUACAUAUGCAGAGAUCUAUGAAGGGUCAUCCGAGCUUGACCUACCAGGAAGGGAAUGGUGCGAGGAAAUCAUGGUCGGCGACAGCCAGAUGGAUGCUAGCAUUUUCGCCAGUAUGUUCGACAGAAAUCUCGCAGGGGUAGCAGAGGCGUUUUACGACUCUUUCACGAGAUCCCUUGGCUCUGAAGAUAGAGCGAUUCAGGUAUCUAAGGCGUACAACAUUUCAGAAGCCCUGUCCGACGAAAAGGCACUGGAAAACAUCCUUAACUUUGCGCAGGACCUGAAGUUUUUCUUCCCUGUGCUAUGCUACGCACAUUGUUGGUCAGGUCGUGCAUAUGUUUUCCACUUUAAUGAACCGAAUACCUGGGAUGGCCCACUCAAGGGUCAUGCAAAUCAUAUACUCGAUGUUGCAUAUCUUUUUCAAAACUACAAUGAGCAUGUGACAGAUCGCCAGCGGGCCGUAGCGACCCAGUUUGCCGAAGAUCUGAUUUUGUUCGCCAACUCAAAAUCGCCCUGGAGACCCUUCAAGUAUGAGAAUAUGGACUUAUAUUCUCGAAUUUAUGGUGUGGAUCUACCAGUUAAUCCUAACCGAGUCGCAACAGUGAAGGGUCCGGUAGAGCUUUCCAAGCGCCGUGAUGUGAUUUUCGAAAUCAUGAAAACAAUUCCCGCGGACGAGCUAUCCAAGGCGUGGGGUAUGUUUAUGACAGGGAUGUAA